CCUCCAACAAGAAUAAUCUGACGCAAUUCCCGAGUCUCCCAAAGACAAUCAGUCCGUUGGCAAAAUGUAAGCCAGCCGCUUGAUUGUACCAGCAACUGAUGAACAUUCGCCCAGUCCAUCCAGCAUCGAGGAUCGGCCUGCCGCACUCGAAAGCCAAAAAUCUCCAACUGGGUACAGAGAACGAGUCUCUCAAAACGCAAAUCAUGUCCCUCAAGUCCAGGGCUGGCACUCUCGGAGAAACGAUGACCAGCCCCAUCCUGCAAACCAUCGGCCAGCCCAUACAAAAGGGGCUCGCGUUGUUCUCGAAACUACCACCCGAAAUCAGUCGAAUGGUCUGGACUUUCGCUCACCCACCGGCGCGAGUUAUUACAAUCUUCGAAAAUACUGAUGGAGUUGAAGGCGAGGAGAUAGUUUACUCGACUUCAAAAAUCCUGACACUACUCCAAGUCUGCCAAGAACCACGUCAAAUCGCAAAUAACUGGUACUAACUUACAUUCAGUCCUACCAUAGGAUCUCGCAAGACUGCUCGCAUAUACUUUGAAUUUGCCUCGGACGCUGCCCACAUCCCAUUUUAUAGGCCAAAAUCAUCCCAAUCGCUCAGUUGGUUCUCUAUACUCAAUCCCCGAUACAGCGAGGUGCAAAGUCACCAGGGUGAUUCAAGGGGCUUCACAGUUCUCGG
Molecule: messenger RNA, 679 nt
Organism: Hyaloscypha bicolor E
Lineage: Eukaryota; Fungi; Ascomycota; Leotiomycetes; Helotiales; Hyaloscyphaceae
Exons: 1
Coding region: 99-488 (129 amino acids)
Source: RefSeq, a predicted model, not a curated record